UUCUCAAAACCAUAGACAACCCAACCCAAUCUUGAAAAAUGGCUUAUUUUUCAAGAUUUCUUGUGCUUGUAUUCUUACUAACAUCACUUUCUCCCUUAUGUUCAUCAAACCCAUUUCAAGAUAGCUUCCAUCAAUGUCUUUUGGCUAAUACCGACUCUUUAACUCAACUCACCGACAUCUUUUUCACCCCAAACACCACAGCUUUCACACCCCUUUUGAACUCAACUGCUCAAAAUCUCCGUUGCAUCGCCCCGUAUGCUGCGAAACCCGAGCUUAUACUCACCCCGUUACACGAAUCCCAUAUCCAAACCGCGGUUAUAUGCGCAAAGAAGCUCGGUAUCCAGCUUCGGUUUAGAAGUGGAGGACAUGAUUAUGAAGGGAUCUCUUAUACAUCCGUUAUGGACCUUCCUUAUGUCGUUGUCGAUUUAGCCAAGCUACGUGGCAUUGAUGUUGAUGUGGAGGAUGGUUCGGUUUGGGUUCAAGCCGGUGCAACCGUUGGUGAGCUUUACUAUCGAGUUGCCGAGAAAAGCAAGACUCAUGGGAUCCCAGCCGGGCUAUGCACGAGCCUAGGCGUAGGCGGUCACAUCACCGGUGGUGCAUACGGUUCCAUGAUGAGGAAAUACGGGCUUGGGGCGGAUAACGCACUUGACGCGAAGAUUAUUGAUGCCAACGGCCGAUUAUUGGACCGGAAAGCCAUGGGUGAGGAUGUGUUUUGGGCUAUCCGUGGCGGUGGCGGGGGCAGUUUUGGAGUUAUAGUUUCUUGGAAACUUAAACUCGUACCUGUCCCUGAAACCGUCACGGUUUUCAAUGUCCAAAAGACAUUGGAACAAGGAGCCACUAAUAUUCUUUACAAGUGGCAACAAGUAGCCCCCCAACUUGAUGAAAAUCUUUUCAUUAGGGUUAUAAUACAAAACUCAAAUAUACCAAACACAACUCAAAGAACCAUAGCCACAACUUACAAUGCACUCUUUCUUGGAGAUGUUAACACACUUGAAAAAAUCAUGAAAGAGAGUUUCCCUGAAUUGGGUCUCACAAAAGCUGAUUGCUUUGAGAUGAGUUGGUUGGAGUCUGUCUUGUUCAUCGCCGGUUACCCGAAAACCGUUCCCACCGCGGUCUUACUCGCCGGAAAACCUGCCUUCUUGAACUACUUCAAAGCAAAAUCAGACUUUGUAACAAAACCAAUCCCAGAAGAGGGUAUAGAAGGAAUAUGGAAAAGAUAUGCUGAAGAAGAAAGCCCACUAAUGAUAUGGAACCCAUAUGGAGGCAUGAUGGCUAAAAUACCAGAAUCAUCAAUCCCAUUUCCUCAUAGAAAUGGGACACUUUUCAAGAUUCAAUAUGUGAACACUUGGAUGAGUCCUGAUAAAGAAGUGAUGAACAAGCAUGUGGAUUGGAUCAGGAAGCUUCACAACUAUAUGACUCAAUAUGUUUCAAUGUUUCCAAGACAAGCUUAUGUGAAUUAUAGAGAUCUUGAUCUUGGAAUGAAUGACAAAAAUGGUGAUGACACAAGUUUUGUUAAGGCAAGUGCAUGGGGAACAAAGUACUUCAAAGACAACUUCAAUAGGUUGGUUAAGAUCAAGACUGAGUUUGAUCCUGAUAACUUCUUCAAACAUGAACAAAGUAUUCCAAUUUUACCCUUGAAAAGGAAAGUUCAAAAAUUCAAGCAUGUGAAGAAGGACAAUGGUAAAAAGUGUAAGAAGGAUAAAAAGAGCAGAAAGGUAAUUCACCACUAAUUAAGUUAUUUUUAUGCUUAUUUAAUUUUGUUUAGUGGAGUAUGGGAAGCAUAAGUAUAAUGGAGAAUAUGUGACUGGGAGUGAGCGUGUUUGUGGUGUGUUAAUUUGUAUUAGUGCUAUGGGUUGUAAGCAUAGGAUAUCAAUAUCAAUAUAUCAUAUAUAUGGACUGUGAUCACAAUUAAUAGUUGUAAUAACACUAUCUUCUUCUUUUCU
This is a messenger RNA of Helianthus annuus (common sunflower), 1943 nucleotides long. RefSeq names its product berberine bridge enzyme-like 15. Gene Ontology annotation, molecular function: oxidoreductase activity; FAD binding. The record is from RefSeq and is a predicted model, not a curated record. The transcript has a single exon. Lineage: Eukaryota; Viridiplantae; Streptophyta; Magnoliopsida; Asterales; Asteraceae. The coding region runs from base 39 to 1730 and encodes 563 amino acids.